CAUCUCUACAAAUGCUGUCUAUCCUUCUCUCCAGGUGACGAUGGCAGACAGAGCUGCGGCUGAGAGGGCAUGCAAAGAUCCCAAUCCCAUCAUUGAUGGCCGGAAAGCAAAUGUCAACCUAGCAUAUCUGGGAGCAAAACCAAGGAGUAUUCAGACUGGUUUUACCUUAGGGGUUCAGCAGUUGCAUCCAGCUCUCAUCCAGAGGCCUUACGGGCUCGCACAUCACUUUAUCUACCCGCAGGCGAUUGUCCAGCCCAGUGUGGUCAUCCCGACCCCUGUCCAGUCCAUCACAUCUCCGUACAUAGACUACACAACAGCGAGCCAGGCCUAUUCGCAGUUCACCGCUGCUGCCUAUGACCAGUAUCCAUACGCCGCCUCUCCUGCUGCUGGUUUCCUGGGAUAUGGCUACACAGGCGCUGUUCAACAACCGCUCACGGCUGCCAACCCUCCAGUGGCUGCCCCCACCGCCUUUGUGCAGUAUCAGCCUACACAGCUGCAACCCGACCGCAUGCAGUAGAAGCCGGCAAUGGGCUCCCUCACCACCUUCACCGCCCUUACAAAGAAGACUAUGAUGGAAUGGAAAAGUGCGGUGGAAGAUCUAUUCAGUGACAGAGGAAAACAAACUUUUUUUUUU
This is a messenger RNA of Pogona vitticeps (central bearded dragon), 634 nucleotides long. NCBI's taxonomy places the organism in Eukaryota, Metazoa, Chordata, Lepidosauria, Squamata, Agamidae. The record is from RefSeq and is a predicted model, not a curated record.